AAAGGAACAAAAAAGACAAUGGGAAGUGCUGGCCCUUGCGUACCGGCCACCGGUGACGCGCCGCCCGACUAUGGGCCACCAAAUACCUAGGUAGUUGACGACUCCCAAGAUGGGAAUAAUGUGGCGCGUUGGCAAACGCCUGAAGCGGAACUCGAGAGUCGAACGGGGCGUACAAUUUCAUUACCGCCGUUGCCCUCGAUGCUCGAGGCGCCUUUUUCACUAGUUGGAAUGCACAAAGGUGUAAAUUGGCCCCCCCGGAGGCGCGGGAACAAGAUCAAACCCGGGAUCGGACAUCUUGUCAGGCGACUCUCACUCACUCACUCUCUUGCCAAUUGCCUGCCCGUGGACAGAGUUGGCUUUGGAAAGUUGGAAAAACUGCCGCCCAUUAUCUUUUUCCUGUCUGCAAGCCUGCAGGGCCCUUCUAUCUGGCUGCAGGUGCUGCAUCUGCAGGCUGCAGCGCUUCAAUGUCGGCCGAAUUACAGGAGAGAGAGAGAGAGAGAGCGAGAGAGCCCCCACGCCAUACAACAUACCCGAAGAGUUGCGAGUCGUGAUACUUGCGGCGUUCUGUCCACAGUGUCCACGGUACCCUGCCGAGUACCGAUGAAGCGAAGCGGGUCAAGCAACGGUUCGACUCGUUUGAUCUCCCUCAGGUGUUGGGGCCUCCCUCGCCUUGUUGUUGCGCCGAGCCAGGAGGGCCCAGGACUAGGCCAGAUGAAAAUCGCCCGAACACUUUUAUUCUGUUGUUGGAACUUGGCGGCCUAGGAGAGACUUAAGAAGAGAGAGACAGACGGGGGAGGUUUGACUGAUGGUCGAGCGUUUGCAGGUGUCAGCUAUCAUGCGGAACGCACGACUCGCAUCACCCGUCCGUUCGACGUGUUCGU
Colletotrichum phormii is the source of this 881-nucleotide messenger RNA. RefSeq lists its product as uncharacterized. Lineage: Eukaryota; Fungi; Ascomycota; Sordariomycetes; Glomerellales; Glomerellaceae. The transcript has a single exon. The record is from RefSeq and is a predicted model, not a curated record. Bases 199 to 762 code for a protein of 187 amino acids.